UUUCUUAUUCUAAGAGAUCUCAGAGUACCAGUUUCCUUACCUUUACUUUUCUGAGUCCAUAGAAGUCAUGGGUUUUCGUUUGCCUGGAAUUGUUAAUGCUAAGCAGAUCCUGCAGCGGGCACAUGUGGGUGCAGAGUCCAAGAAUGUGCCUAAAGGCUAUUUUGCUGUUUAUGUGGGAGAAAUCCAAAAGAAGAGAUUUGUGGUUCCAAUCUCAUACUUGAAGAAUCCUGCAUUCCAGACCCUGUUGAGUCAGGCUGAAGAAGAGUUCGGGUUUGAUCAUCCAAUGGGUGGUCUCACAAUCCCAUGCACAGAAGAAGCCUUUAUUAAUCUCAGUUGUUAUUUGAACAGCCCAUGAGAGGAGAAAGAUAUGCAAAUGACUAGGCUCUAGGAUGCAGAGUCUCUAACGCCAUUGACUCAUAAACCAGUCUCCAUUUUUGGAUUAGGAGAACUGGGCUGUUUCAUUUCCACUUGUAAAAUUAUUUUAUACAUUUUUUCUGUAAAGAAAGUUGAUAGCCAAUUCUCUUCAUAUAAAAGGAUCAAAUAGAAUCUCUUACUUUUCUGCUUUCCCAUUGAUUUAAUCUGUUUCCUCUGUUCUCAACCUAGAGCUCAAAUUUCAAUCAAGGAUUGCUUUGCAAUAUUGAA
Vitis riparia (riverbank grape) is the source of this 642-nucleotide messenger RNA. Its product is annotated as auxin-induced protein X15-like. The record is from RefSeq and is a predicted model, not a curated record. Gene Ontology annotation, biological process: response to auxin. Bases 68 to 355 code for a protein of 95 amino acids. The transcript has a single exon. NCBI's taxonomy places the organism in Eukaryota, Viridiplantae, Streptophyta, Magnoliopsida, Vitales, Vitaceae.